AUGGCGUCCAGAGCACUUCAACCUCGAAAAUACUCCGAUCUAGGUGUUUUUGUCAAGGCCCAGAUUUUGACCAAAUGCAAGCCACCCCCUGCUUCCGUUUCCUUUGCGGGUCAAACAGCCAUCAUCACUGGCAGCAAUGUGGGAAUAGGUCUUGAAACCUGCCGCCAGAUGUUGAAACGCGGCCUCUCUCACCUGGUCAUGGGGGUACGAAGUACAGCUAAAGCGGAGAGUGAAGCUUCCAUACUCCGAAAGUCUCAUCCCAAAGCCGUGAUCGACGUUUGGCCCCUGGACAUGAACUCUUACAAGUCCAUCCAAGACUUCGCUUCUCGAAGUGCUUCCGCACUAUCCAGUCUUGACAUCGUUAUUCUCAAUGCGGCGGUAUUCAACUCUCAAUGGAAAAUGAGUCCCACCGGCCACGAGGAGACCUUCCAAGUCAACUAUCUCUCAACUGCGCUGCUUGCGAUACUGUUUCUCCCGCUUCUAAAAGCCAAGAGCUCAACGGGACAUCCUGGACGCCUCAUGAUCGCUUCCUCAAAUGUUGCUAUCAACAACACAUUCCCAAGCCAGGACGCGGUGCCACUUCUCCCAUCGUUUGAUAACCAGGAGUACUAUGGCACUUAUUAUAAUCGCUAUGCGGUAUCGAAGAUGCUUGUUGUGAUGCUCACCGAUAAACUCAGCGAGUUGGUGCGCCCAGAAGAUGUGAUCAUCAACACUGUGGAUCCUGGAUAUACCAGUGGUUCCGAUUUGCAUCGCAGUUUCUCUGGGGGCUUGAGUUUAAUGUUCAGUACCCUCAAGACGCUGACCGCACGAACGCCAGAGCAGGCGGCAUGGCUUUACUUGGAUGCUGUUGCGGUUAAAGGUCCGGAGAGCCAUGGCGGAUAUCUCAUGAACUCGGAGAUAUGCCCUUUCAACCCUUUAAUGUACACCUCUGAGGGCAAGACAAGUGAGGAAAGACUCUGGGAUGAGACAUUGAAGGAACUAGAAUUCGCAAAUGCCGAGAAGCUUAUUAAGUCAAUGACAGCGUAG
Molecule: messenger RNA, 1026 nt
Organism: Clonostachys byssicola
Lineage: Eukaryota; Fungi; Ascomycota; Sordariomycetes; Hypocreales; Bionectriaceae
Source: the annotation of a GenBank genome assembly